AUGCUGGAGGCCCACCAGGGCUCUAAGCUCCGUGAGAUGUUCUGUCUCAUACAGGAGGAGAGAGAGAUGUUGUACUUUCUCGUUCUGAGCGUAUUCGUCGCGUGGGUUGGAGCUCAAGACCCUCCUAAGGAGGUCAACAUGGAAGCACUUCCUAUUAAGAUUGUCAACCCGGUAGUAGGAGACCCGGUAUCGACGAGGCCCUGCUACCCUCUACCAACGCCCAGCCCAACAAUAACAAACUGGAGCGGAGAGAUCAUUGACAGAGAAUGGUGGGAAUAUGCAAAGACUGGUAUAAGCAAGAAAAGAGGAAUAAGCAAGGACGUCAAACGUGCAGCGUUUGAAUCCGGUCUGACGUGUGCGCGUCCGCAAGGCAUCACGAAGGACAUGCGUCGCUACUAUUGGCAGAUUUCCUGUCCGUACACAGUACACUGGUUGGGGAAACUCACCUACCCGCGUUACGGAAACUGCUAUGUCCUCGCUCCAUGCAUACAGAAGAUCAGAGUUGUAAACUGCACAACUGAGUUUUGCACUAACCGCUGCAAAACACCACAUCCACACGUGGAGAAUUCCGUUUGCUUGGAGAACAAUUUCGAGACUUUUGAAGUCUGGGUCUUCUGCCCAUACUACUCGCGGGUAUGCACGACCAAGCCAUGGAGAUGCAUUAAAAAGAUCAAAGUAUCCUUGCCCCAGUGCUGCGAAUGCUGGUCCUGCUGGGACAUGUACGUCACUAUGCCUGAUUGGAAAGAUCCCAUGCUCAAGGGUUAG
Molecule: messenger RNA, 765 nt
Organism: Mya arenaria
Lineage: Eukaryota; Metazoa; Mollusca; Bivalvia; Myida; Myidae
Exons: 6
Coding region: 1-765 (254 amino acids)
Source: RefSeq, a predicted model, not a curated record